CAUGACAUAAAACAACAAAAUUAGCCCAUUCUAUUAGUAACAAGCUGAAAAUAGUUGGCAAAUGUAAGCGUGUUCUGUUGUAAUUAAACGCUUCGGUGUGUUAACGUGUUGUGGGAAUUUCGAAAAUUUAAAUAAUUUGAAAAAGUGUUAAACUACAUGUGCCAGCAGCCGAGCAACCCAGCGCCGAAAUUGACAAAUGUCAGCGGUUGACUGCUGUCAAUGUGACACUUGAGUUUGUUAUUGUCGAUUGUUGAUAGCUUUGUUGUGUCGUUUGCACUGUGCAUCGAGAAAAUUUGUGCUAAUUUUGGCCAUUGGUAUUUGUGUAUUUGUUUAUGAAAAGUUCAGCUUGUACUGUGCGCGUGUGGUUGUAACUGCUGCUUGUAACUUUAGUGCUUUCAAUUGUGGUGUUUAGAAAAAUUUCGUGCUUUCAUCGGGGUGUUCGCUUGCCAUGAACAAUCAAAGCAAUGUUCGUUUGUGCCGUGCCGUGCAACAUCAGCCGUGUAUUUAUGAUCACGCCGUGGCGAAUGCGGUUACGCGAGAGGCUUACGAUCGUGCCUGGCUGGAGAUAGCCAAAACGUGCGAGGAGUCAGUUGAUAGCUGCAAGCAACGUUGGCGCAAUAUACGAACCACUUUCGCACAACAACUAGUUGUAUCACCCAAAACGCGUAAAGGUAAUCGCGCACGAGAGAACAACCUGCACGAUGUGUUAGAAUUUCUUAUACCCCAUAUAAAUGACGAACUGCCGUUUCGCGAAAGCGAUGAUGAAGGAGCAGAGAUUGAAACGACAAGUGUUGAUAACAAAGUUAAAGAAAAUGCAGGCGGCUCGAUCAAGACUGAAGUAGACGACGAUUUAUUUGAAGAGGAUGCGAUCAAACGCGAAAACGAGCAGUUAAAAGGAAAUAUUAAGAAUGGGGUAGGGAUUAAAAUUAGAGAAAAACAUAAUACUGAAGAUGUUAAGGUAGAAGCUGCCGGCAAAAGACCACCAUCUGCUAGACUUAAAGUGUUGAGAAAGAACAGCGAGGAUAUUAAAGUGACUGAAAGUAGGCCUAUUAGAAAGGCACAGUCCUUAGGAAAGCUUGUUGAUACAGAAGAAAAGCUACAAGCUUUUGUUGAAGCUGAAGUGACUAAGAAGUCAACGAGUUCAAAGAGUAAAGUCGGCACAUUUUACAUCAGUCCCACGAAUAGUGAGUCCGGUACAUUUUUUAUCAAGAAAAGUGGCGAUAGCAAUGAACCUGAUUCCGCACCAGAAAAUGAAGCCAAUGCAGCAGCUACUGAGAGUAUUUUAGGCGAAUUUGAGCAUAAUGAAAUUGAGCAGCCGGAGAGCAAUGUUGAUGAGACUGAAGUUGACGAACAAAACGAUGAACCAAAAGACGAUUUUGUUAAAACACGACAAUAUCGUUAUAAGCGCGCUUGUAAACGUGGCUCCGGUAAGAAUUCGGCAAGUCAGCGUAAUUUGCGUCAAAAAGAUAGUUCCAUGAAAAGUAUUAGGCGAAGCUCACACCGUUUGAAAUCACUAGGCGAGGCUACAAACCAAUUGAUUGCGGCUGCUAAGCUGUCGAAGAAAGCAGGCGACACAGCGUCAGUUGAAAAUCAAACCACAAAUCUUACAGCGCAUAAAAGAACACGUACCUUAUGUAUACCACAAGGUGAUAUCAAUAUGGUAGGGUCACAACAAGCCACAGCCACACUCAUUAAAACGUUCAGAGAGGAAAGCUCUUUAAGUCCACCUAGAAAAGUUGUAUUGCACGAUCUCACUGCUUCACAAGCUUUUAACGAUCAAGGCGUACAAUGCAAUCUGCCGCCAACUUCAAGCGACGAUGAGUUCUUCGACUCAUUAAAACCCUACUUGAGCGAAAUGAAUGUGCGCCAAAAGUUGCAUUUCAAGAAGAAGAUCUUCGAGUCAUUAAUGGAAGUCUUCGAUAGCCCUAACGAUUUCCCGACACACGACGAAACGAAAGCCAUCAUACCGAAGCAAUUGAGCGCGGUAAGUAGCGACGAAUUGCAUUUGGUGCGCGAACUCGUCGCUAUGGUGCAAGCAGCCAAGCAUACGCCAGAGCUCAACUUGAACUUGAGUGGUGGCAGUAGCAAAUUGGCCACUAAGGCGAGCGCAGAAGAGUGUUCUAUGACUUUAUCAACUCCAUCGAUGAACUUGAGCGGUGGUAGUAGCGAGUUGGCCGCUAAGACGAGCGCAGAAAAGUGUGCUAUGAUUUCACCAACUCCAUCGAUGCGUUCUACGCCAUCACAACCGCCGCCUCCACUAUCACUACGUGUUUCACCUUUCAAUGCUCCAACAACAACUGCAUAUCAAAAGACGAAUAGGCCGACACCCAUGUUGCUCUCCAGAGCCGGUGGAACUGCAACUUCUACGCAAACAACAAACACCACAACCACAACAUCAGGUAUACGUCUCAUACGUAAAUUGGUUAAGGUGAACGACGUCGGCACUUCAGCUUACAACUUGCCCGCCACAAGUGGUGCUUAUGGGUCGAACAACGGUGAGAUCGUGCAUCGACGCAUUUACCGGAUUUACCCCAAAAUCAAUGAAACUUACACCAAUUUAGAGAAUGCCGUGAAUGGCAGCGGUGUUGGCACGUUCAUUGUGCCGCGCAGCACCGCUGAGGCUACAUCCAAUAAGGUCGCAACCGGCAAUAAGUUGGCCACCACCGAUUCAUCAACCCCCACCGCUUCACCAACUCCCACCGCUAACACAGCAACUAAUCAAAAGCUACGUCAAUUGGUGACACCGGUUAGGAGUAUUAGUUCCUCGACAGUCGUGUCCGCCGCGUCCGGGAGCUCAACUCAUGCAACCGUUAAGGCUGAUCGCAAGCCAUCAACAAUUCGUGUCGGUGCGCGUCCGCCAGCACGCCGUUAUUCGGUUUGUGGCGCCUUACCAAAUGUUACUGCCACCAGCAACUAUUUAACUACCACUGCCAAUACCAAAGGACCGGCGUGCACCUCACCGAAAAUCACAAUUGCCCAUCGCCGUUCGCCCGCCCAUGUCGUGGGCAGAGAGGUUUUCAAAUUACCCACACCUUUUCGUAGCAUUAUAUCCAGCGCAAACGCUACUGUCUCAACUGUUCUCACCAACACGACUAGCUCGAGAACAUCGCCGGCACUUAGCGUGAGCGCUAGUGAUCGCAGUCCGGCUGUGCGCGCGGUACCCUUCAAUAUGGGUUACAACAAAUUCGUACGCAAUGAUGACAAAACACCUGCAUGGGCGUCCUCCAGCAAUCCUAAGGUUUGUCGUGACUCUUCAAGCUCUUCACAUGUCAACACCAUUUCGUCAUGUUUUACGGCUUCUGGUCCCGUUGUUGGCGACAAGCGCUCGCUCGCAACGCCCGCGGAAUAUGGAAAGCGUAAUCGCUCUCUUACAGAGCAGCGAAAGGAUUCGGAAGCAGUCGACGGCGAUAUGGCGGAUAUGGGCAUCAUUGCCUCUGAUGACUUUGCCGUAUUGAAUAUUAAAAGUGAACCAGCUGAUGAGGAUUGAAGUUUUUCUUACAAAAAUAAAUGCUUGAUUUUGUCUUAAAAAUUUAUAAUCUCUUUCGAUUUAUUGUUGGUUUAUAUUACUAAUGCGAAUUAAAUUGUUUAUUACUACAGAAUUAUAAUAAAUUUGAAUU
Messenger RNA from Bactrocera tryoni, 3617 nucleotides. RefSeq lists its product as uncharacterized. The coding region runs from base 449 to 3487 and encodes 1012 amino acids. The transcript has 2 exons. Gene Ontology annotation, cellular component: transcription regulator complex; nucleus. The record is from RefSeq and is a predicted model, not a curated record. Lineage: Eukaryota; Metazoa; Arthropoda; Insecta; Diptera; Tephritidae. Gene Ontology annotation, molecular function: DNA binding. Gene Ontology annotation, biological process: regulation of transcription by RNA polymerase II.